AUGUCCAACAUCAGAUCAACAGCAUCCCCACUCUACCAUAAGGAUGAAGACCGCAUGAGCUGCACAGCGCCCGAAUCGUCCGCCUAUGGAAGACAAGACCCGACAAAGCUUAUCGAGACCGUUGUCACCAAGCUAAGCGUUGGGGACGCAAAGGCGGGCCGGGCUAUUCACUCUCGGGAGCCCAGAAUGCUUAGCUUGAUGGAAGCCCGACGUGCGCAGGGCUUUCUAGAUGAGGAUGUCCUCCUCGGUGACCUGGUUAAUCAGUACAAAAUUGUUGGUAAUAGUGUGGCGAGGGAGGUCGCGGUGGCAUGGGGCCUGGCUUUUCGCGACGCAUACGAGAAGACCUUGGCUGCUAACGGAGACAACAACCUGUCGCAGGCGAUCGAAGAGACACCUAUUGAGACUGCCAACCCGGUCAUCCCCGACUCUGCAAGAUAUCCCAGCUCGGCCAUCAAAUAUGCACACCGACACCCCUUCGACCCCCCGGUCCAGCCUGGAAGAGGAGGCCAGCACACCAUCAAAGCUAUCACGGGCGAUAUCACCACCGACUUCAGGGCCGAGAAUGCAUAG
Messenger RNA from Emericellopsis cladophorae, 570 nucleotides. Its product is annotated as DNA-like protein. Lineage: Eukaryota; Fungi; Ascomycota; Sordariomycetes; Hypocreales; Bionectriaceae. The transcript is spliced from 3 exons. The record is from RefSeq and is a predicted model, not a curated record. Bases 1 to 570 code for a protein of 189 amino acids. Gene Ontology annotation, cellular component: nucleus.